Molecule: messenger RNA, 1504 nt
Organism: Hyaloscypha bicolor E
Lineage: Eukaryota; Fungi; Ascomycota; Leotiomycetes; Helotiales; Hyaloscyphaceae
Product: natural resistance-associated macrophage protein
Exons: 4
Coding region: 28-1161 (377 amino acids)
Biological process (GO): intracellular manganese ion homeostasis; iron ion transport
Cellular component (GO): membrane
Molecular function (GO): manganese ion transmembrane transporter activity; cadmium ion transmembrane transporter activity
Source: RefSeq, a predicted model, not a curated record
CGGAAUGCUCGAGAAGCUGCUGCAGUUAUGGUAAAGUUUGGGAAGUUCGUUGGGCCUGGCACAAUCAUCACCGUUGCGUACAUAGACCCGGACAACUUCCAGACAGCAGUCAGUUCUGGGGCACAGCUCAAGUACAAAUUGUUGUUCAUGGUCCUCAUAUCAAACCUAAUUGCUAUUUACCUUCACGCCUUAGCUGUCAAGCUUGGAUCUGUCACUGGAAUGGAUCUGGCACAAAUGAAUCGUGCCCAUCUCCCUUCUUGGCUGAAUUACGGACUUUGGUUUAUUGCUGAAGCUGCCAUCGUCUGCACAGAUAUUGGUCAAGUCAUUGGAACAGCCAUCGCCAUAAACAUCCUCAUUCCCAAGAUACCACUAACGGCUGGUUGUGCUUUAGCUAUAGCCGAUACCCUUUUUAUACUCUUGUUUUACCGACCAGAUGGAUCAUUGAGGGGUCUCCGAGCGUUCGAACUCUUCAUCUCAGUAUUUGUACUUGGCCUGUUCAUCUGCUUCUGUAUCGAGCUUUCCCUCAUCACGGGCACUACAGCCAGGCACGUAAUGGAUGGCUUUCUUCCAUCAAGAGAGAUCUUCCUGACACAAGACCCCAAGCUUUACCAAUCGUGCGCACUAUUGGGAGGAACUCUUAUGCCACACACCCUUUACCUUGGUUCUGGACUCGUACAGUCGCGCCUCCGCGAUUUUGAUGUCAAGAAUUCAUCUUACCAUGAAGCAGUGACAACAAAAACAUCCGUCGGCAUCAAGCUCUACCGACCAUCCCUCUCAGCCGUCAAAUCCUGCAUGAAGUACUCCAUUGCAGAGCUCUGCAUCACUCUUUUUGUCGUCGCUAUUUUCGUCAACUCCUCCAUCCUCAUCAUUGCUGCUUCUUCUCUAUCUGAAGCCGCUCAGGAUGCUGAUCUCUUCGGCAUGUAUAAUCUCUUCGUGUCGAGCAUUAGUCAGGUUGCCGGGACGAUGUUUGGCUUUGCUUUGCUGUUUUCUGGAAUCAGUGCGGGAAUCGUGGCCCCCUGGCAGGGCAACUUGUCGUUGAGGGUGCCAUCAAUUGGAAGAUACGCCCCUUUUACCGUCGUCUUGCAACGAGAUCAAUCGCCAUUGUUCCAGGCAUCAUCAUCGCAGCUGCAGAAGGAAGAGAUGGCUUGGCAGCUGCUUUGAACGGAUGUAAUGUGGUUCUUUCGGUGGCUUUGAUCUUCUUAACCUUCCCACUGAUUUGGUAUACAACUUUUGAUAAGUAUAUGAGAGUCGAGACAGAGGGAGGAGCAAGCACAUUGACUGUCGAGACGUUGGAGGCAGGGCAGGACGCGGAGACGAGGAACCCGACAGUCAGUUUAAAGAAUAAUCUACCAACGGCGAUUGGUGGGUGGAUCAUUUGGGUGAUUAUUGCAGCGAUGAAUAUUGCUACUUUAGCAUUCCUUGGAUUGGGAAUAGGAGGUGAUUAGAGCUUGGUAGACGAAAGGCCCUUUCGAUGAAUACAAAUAAAGCUUUCAACCAUUAGAUU